AUGGAACAUCACCACAUCGCACACCCAUUCAAAGAGGUUUACUUGCCAACUGAAAUAACUUGUUUGACUUCAAUGGACUAUCUCUCAAAUAUCUCUUCCAAAAGCGACACAACAAAGAACUUAUUAAAAAUGCCACAAAACCCAAAACUUUCUAAAAGUGAAAACCCUUCAAAAAAUGUCAAACAUAAAAAGCGUUAUUCACAAAAAUUCAAAGAAGACAGACAAUGCGAAAAAACAGGGAAAAAAAUAUCUCUUCGAAAAAGUUCUACGAUAGUUUGCACCUCUCUAAUUUCACACCAUAAUGAAGACUUUUCAGAAACUGAAAUCGAUGACAACGACAUCACAAAAACUUCAAGAGAUCUGCAGAUCUCAAAAAUUAACAAGUCAACAGUCAACACACACAAAAAUCAAAUUCAAAAAACAAUGACAAAAACAAACGAAAACAUCGAAAUAUCAAAAAAUGUAAAAAACGACACGUCACUACAAAACGAAGAAAAACGCGUCUUUUUCCUCUCAGACAAAAUGGGUAUGGUUUAUAGCAAAAUCAAAAGAAACGAGAUUAACACGGGAAUAGCAAAGUAUUUUGAAACCCAGAAGACAACUGGGUGGUCUUCAAUCGACCUUAAACUGUUCAAAGUUGUUGGCCAAAACGGGAUAAUUGGAGUCGAAGAACUCAUAACAGACGAUGAAAUAAAGUACUUCUUUUUUACUCACAAAAUUAUUGAUGAAAACGCGAUAAGGUGGUCUUUAUACGAAAGGGUUGAGUUUUUUAGAAGUGUGAUUGACUCGAUGUUAUGGUGA
Molecule: messenger RNA, 801 nt
Organism: Entamoeba invadens IP1
Lineage: Eukaryota; Evosea; Mastigamoebida; Endamoebidae
Exons: 1
Coding region: 1-801 (266 amino acids)
Source: RefSeq, a predicted model, not a curated record